GCAUUAGGAAUGACAAGACAAUAGAAUCAUAAUCAGCAACAGAAAGGUAAAGCCUCAUGUUAUCCUGAGUUUUCAGCAGCAAGACAGUGUUGACCCAGCAAUCAGCACUGGUUUCAUCCAAGCGAUUGAGAUGCACGCGUCCUGCUGUGUGUUCAUGUACAACACACACGCUUUGAAGAAGCCACAAUUGAGGUUUGGCAGGCACCAGCAGGGCUUUUUAGAUCUGCAGGAAAGUGAAACUUGGAACAAAUCCACCUCCCCUUGCAGCUGAGCUGAACAUGAAGGGCUCAUCUCUAAGCAUGCCAAAGGAUUCUGCAUAACCAUCACUGUCCCAAGUGACAGCCCCAGCUAAGAGCAGCACCAACUGCCCUUGAAGCACCACCGGGUUGGGGGACAAGUCUUCCAUUAAGAUACAGUCAAGCUGGUGAGGCCCAUUCUGGAAAACCAAACAGCACGAAAAUUGCAUCUUUUCAUUCAAAGCCAGGAGGUAUUAGGCAAGCACGGUGUGGGCUAGCAGAGAAAUCCUGGCCAGCAGCCACCUCUCAGCCAGCCAGGUGAUGGACCACCCAGCAGUGUUUUCUCCACACACUCACCUGUUAUUGGAAAUCAAGAUCUGAAUUUAGGGUUGGUUUUUGUAACCUUCCUCUGAGGUUGCAGCAAUGCUGCCUUUGUAUACUAUUCAGACAAAGUAUUUCCAACGUUAAGACAGAGCUCAUAGCGUGCUGUAAGCUGCCUGGGGGCUUUCAUUGCCUACAAAACACUUUCACCUCAGUUGUUCCAAUUGACUCUCAGACAGACAGCCUCCCUGAGCAUGCUGAGAAUCUAACAUUUUGCUCAGCCUUUACUCAGAAAUGAGACUGAAAUGGAACUUGAUUCUUCCACUGAGAUGCAUCUCCUCAAUUCUAAGUACACCACUGAACAACACUUGACAUAACAGAGGCUGAAGUCCCACCACAAGUGCACCUUGAUCCAAGCUGUUAAUUUACAACUGUGUUUGUGAUUAGGAGGAAGUGUGGGGAAGAGUCGGCUUGGUUAAAAAGUAAACUUUCAGAUGAGGUUUUACCAAUUGUGAGCAGUUUCUUGACAAACUUCUGGUGCGUUUGCUUUCUCACUACGUUCUUACACAGAUUAUGGACUGCUGGAAAGGAGCCAUAUGCAGCAGUUGGAUUUAUCCCACGCUCAUCAUCUGUGUGAAUGGGUUUUUCUCCACAAUGAGACCUUCGGAGUCUUUUCUCACACCUUACCUAACUGGACCAGACAAAAACCUAACAGUUGAGCAGGUUACCAACCAGGUUUUCCCAGUUUGGACAUACUCCUACCUCGCGCUCCUUGUCCCCGUCUUCCUGAUUACUGACUACGUGCGCUACAAGCCCAUCCUCCUCCUCCAGGGCAUCAGCUUCAUUGUCACGUGGCUCCUGCUCCUCUUUGCACAGGGGCUGGUGGCCAUGCAGGUGAUGGAAUUCUCCUACGGGAUGGUGACAGCCACCGAGGUUGCCUACUACGCCUACAUCUACAGCGUCGUCAGCGCUGAUCGCUAUCAGAGAGUGACGAGCUAUUGCAGGAGUAUCACUCUCGUUGCAGCCACCCUUGCUGCUGUGCUGGGACAGCUCCUGGUUUCCUUAGCAGACGUAUCCUACUUCCACCUCAAUGCCAUUACUCUGGCCUCUGCGUCCUUGGCCUUUGUGUGCUCCUUUCUCCUCCCAAUGCCUCAAAAGAGCAUGUUCUUCCAUAGGAAAGGCCCCUCAGAAACCCUCCCACAACCAGACAAAGCUGUGGCUGGGCUCAGUUCCAACACGUCAUUGAGCUGCCAAGCGGACAAGGACUGCGCAGCUGCUGACACGGGAGCGACUCCAGCGCAGCAGGCUCAGCAGCCCGAGCCCCAGCACCACGUGCUGAGAGUACUGGUGCAGCUGGGCAAGGACCUGAAGGAUUGCUACAGCUCUAGGAAGCUGCUUUACUGGUCCCUGUGGUGGGCUUUGGCUACGGCAGGCUUUAACCAAGUUGUGAACUACAUCCAAGUGCUCUGGGACUUCCGAGCCCCAUCUCACAGCUCUGCAGUGUACAAUGGAGCUGUUGAAGCAGUGGCAACAUUUUUAGGUUCAGCAACAUCCAUGGCAGUUGGAUACAUCAAAGUGAACUGGGAUCUUUCUGGAGAACUGGCUUUGGGAAUUUUCUCUGCAAUGGAUGCUGGUUCUCUGUUUCUCAUGUUCUUUAUUGACAACAUCUGGGCAUGUUAUGCUGGUUACCUUGCAUUUAAGGCAUGCUACAUGCUCCUUAUAACAAUAGCAACGUUCCAGAUUGCUGUUAAUCUUAGCAUGGAGCGUUAUGCUUUGAUGUUUGGCUUCAACAACUUCAUUGCACUGGUGAUCCAGACAAUUUUAACCAUUGUUGUAGUGGAUCCAAACGGUCUGGGACUGGGUAUCAGCACCCAGACUCUACUGAAUGAGGUCAAGCAGGUGGACUAUCAUCAUUUCAAGAUGAGAUCAUUCAAGAGCAUGGGUGGCAGGAAGGGGAAGAAGGCAGCACAGGGUCUCCCCUUCAGUUAUUAUACAACAACAACAAAAAAAACUGUUCUUGAUUUUCUUCAUUUUUCUCCCCAUUUCCCAGUUUCUCAUUUACAGCAGCUACUUCACGUUCAUAGCUGGAAUUUUCCUGAUCAGAAGCAUAUACACCAUUAUCUCCAUGAAAUGCACAAAUACCAGCACGGCUGGUGAGCCCACUGGUCAUUAAGGAAUGCUGCAGGAAGAUAAAAAGAAUGGCUGCAAGCAACACUUCAGAAGACUGCAUCAUCUAAACAAUUAACUAGGGGAAACUUAAAGCUCAACUAAACCUGUGCCUGUCACACAACCAACCAGACUUAUGAGCCUCCAACAUAAAGAGCUUCUUAAACAGGAAGACGCAUUUUCCUGGUUUCCUUCACCAGUAAGUUCUAAUACCAAAGUCCUCAAUCUUCCGUUUCAACUCAAAUUCAGUGAUGCAGCCCUGAUGUAAAAACUUGUAUUUUUGUUUGCUGGAUUUUCUCCCCCUGCUCUGCCCUCGUGAGGCCCACCUGGUGUACUGCAGAGAGACCCAGGGCCCCAGCACAAGAUGUGGAGCUGCUAGAACAGGCCCAGAGGACGACCGUGGAGAUGACCAGAGGGCUGGAGCACCUGUCCUACAAAUAAAGCUUGGGCUUGGAGAAGAGAAGGCUCCAGGGAGAUCUCAUUGUACUUUUUCAGUAGUUAAAUGGAACUUCAAAGCUGGAAGGGGACUGACUUUUUACAUGUUCUGAUAGCGAUAGGACAAUGGGAACAGCUUUCAACUAUUGAGAGAGCAGAGAUUUAGAUUACACAUUAGGAAUAAAUUAUUUACUCAGAAGACAGCGAGGCACUGUCAGAGAAGAGAUGGAUGCCCCAGUCCUGGAAGUGCUCAAGGCCGGGCUGGAUGGGGCUCUGGGCAGCCUGAGCUGGAGGGCAGCCAGCACACAGUACAGGGUUGGACCUCCAUGAUCUUUAAGGCUCCUUCCAACCUAAGCCAUCCUGUGAUUUUAUGAACACAAUAGGAGAACAUUGCAUACAGAUGCCUGAAUCUCUCAGUGGCAGAGCUUAUAGAACAUCACCAGAGAACUUUUACUUUUACUGAGUAUUUUAAUUAAAUGCAGUUUACUCUCAUUUACAAGGCAUUCAAACAUUCCUGGGGAGCCUAAAGAAGCAACUGUCCUACAGCAGCACACAGAUCUGUAAGACAGGUUGCCACAAACUUUCUGGACACUUGCACUUUUUCAACUGGAAGUUCUGACAUGAAUUUUUAAAGCAAGUUAAUACAAACAAUAAUUAACCUUCCCUCACUCCACUUCAGCCCACAAAGAUGCUACAACUGCAUGUUCAACAGUGGAUUAGUACAUUCUCACAUAUGACCAAACACAUUCACUUCAGGUUCCACACAGAUAGUGAAUUCCUUCUAUAUCUGAAGUUGUGUGACAUCAAGAAAAAUGCCAUUUUGUUCAGGAAAUGUUCCAGAUGCAGUGACAGCAGGACUGUGAAUCUGUUGAAGAUGUCUCGUACUCAUACCCUGGCUUUCCCUUUUAAAGGUCUGUCUUGAUAAAGAGGUCUUAGCUUAAACAGUCAGCAUACACCUUCAUUAUGUACAGCUAAUGGAGGUUUUCAGACAUACUUAUCUUUGGAAGCAAAAAAUCUCCUAAGCUAACUUUGUAUUUUUAAGCAAGCCAUUGGCAGAUACUUCAAUUCCUAUACAAGGCAGUCUUACUUAAAUAAAAACACUUAAAAGUUUAGA
Messenger RNA from Centrocercus urophasianus (Greater sage-grouse), 4272 nucleotides. Its product is annotated as thiamine transporter 2-like. The transcript is spliced from 5 exons. Gene Ontology annotation, molecular function: thiamine transmembrane transporter activity. Gene Ontology annotation, biological process: transmembrane transport; vitamin transport. The record is from RefSeq and is a predicted model, not a curated record. Lineage: Eukaryota; Metazoa; Chordata; Aves; Galliformes; Phasianidae. The coding region runs from base 1131 to 2714 and encodes 527 amino acids. Gene Ontology annotation, cellular component: plasma membrane.